Molecule: messenger RNA, 1497 nt
Organism: Anopheles darlingi
Lineage: Eukaryota; Metazoa; Arthropoda; Insecta; Diptera; Culicidae
Product: spermine oxidase-like
Exons: 4
Coding region: 3-1496 (497 amino acids)
Molecular function (GO): polyamine oxidase activity
Source: RefSeq, a predicted model, not a curated record
CGAUGAGUUCAACGCCACCUGGAGUUCUGAUCGUUGGUGCUGGUGCUGCUGGUAUCGCUGCCGCAGCGCGUUUACUCGAGCAUGGAUUCUAUAAUCUGACUAUCCUGGAGGGUGAGAACCGUAUUGGUGGCCGCAUUCACUCCGUACUCCGUGGUGCUAACAUGCUCGACUAUGGUGCCCAGUGGGUGCACGGUAAGGAUAACAACUUCGUGUACGAUAUGGCCGAUAAGUACGGACUGCUGGAAAGGGAGACGCACAAGGAGAACGAUCUCUACUAUCGCUCUAACGGCGAACCGGUACCGAAGGAAAUCUCAGAUCAGAUGAUGGAAACACUACAGGGCCUGCUACAAUCUCACAUGGAUUCGCUGAAGCAUUUCUCCGGUUCCCUAGGAGCGUUCUAUGAUCAAGUAUUUCGUGAUGCGCUCCAGGAGGGGAAGUUCGGUGAUGUGGAUGUGCGGACCUGCAAUCAGCUGUAUGAGUUCUUUAUCAAGUACGAGAAUACGUACAAUGCGACCGAUAGCCUGUACCAGGUGUCCGGUGCUGGAUUACUCGAAUUCGAGGACAACCAGGACGAGUAUCUUAUAAACUGGAAAAACCGUGGCUUUCAUACGUUGCUCGAUUUGCUUAUGAAAAAACUUCCCGAGCAACACUCCAAACCUAUUCCGGUAGAGCAGUACGUGAGGUUUAACCAUACCGUGAAAUCCAUCUGCUGGCGAGAAUCAGAUGGCUCGGGCAACGAACAAUCGGUCACAGUAACCUGUACCAAUGGAGCGAUCCUUCACGCGACUCAUCUCAUCGUGACCGUUUCGCUCGGCGUGCUACAGGAGCAGCACACUCGUUGGUUCGAUCCGCCGUUACCGUUUACCAAGCGAAAUGCCAUCGAAGGGUUGUACAUCGGUACGAUCGAUAAGAUGUUUCUUGAGUUUGAGGAACCGUUUUGGCCCCGUGACGGUAGCUGGCAUGGAUUUGGUCUACUCUGGGAGCCACAUGAUCUCGAACAACUCGAACCGAAGCGCCGAUGGUUGACGAGUGUUUGUAGCUUCUUCGUACCGGCGCACACGGACCGAUUGUUGGUUGCCUGGGUGUACGGUGAGGAUGCUCGCACGAUGGAAACCCUCCCGGAGCAGGACGUUGUCGAGGGUUUAAUGUACUUGCUGCGGAAAUUCGUGCCGCAUAAUCGACAUCCGUUCCGUACCAUUCCAUCAGCACCACGAUGGUUUUCACGGAGUCGCUGGUACUCGAAUCCACACUUUCGAGGCACCUACACCAGUCGAUCGAUCAAAUCGGACCAGCUAAAUGCAACAGCCGUUGAUUUAGCCUCACCUUUAGUUGGGACACGAUCACGAACUCCGAUUGUGCAGUUCGCCGGCGAAGCAUCACAUCCGCAAUUCUACUCUACCGUUCAGGGAGCCGUUGGUAGCGGUUGGCGUGAAGCGAAUCGCUUGAUCGACUUAUAUUCUUCGCAUACUAAAUUAGAGAUAAAAGGAAAAUUAUAAU